CAGGUCCAGUUGUGUGAAUCUUCUUAUUUCUGUGAGAGAUUGUCACUUUGGAGUCUGGGAGUAUUUGUUCUCAUUGAGUAUUUCGGCGUUGGAUUCCGUUGCGUGUGUAUAAGUGUAGAGAGCCUAGGACAGCUUGAAGUCAACAACAAAACAUUGUGACCUUAACAUUGUCACACAGUUUUGUCAUAGAGUAAGUAAACAGCAGACGACCAGAAUCGCAUUGGAAGGUAGCAGCGUCAACAAACGUGCUGGACCUGAGCGCGGUCUUCGGAAAGCUGUCGCCAGAGUAAGCCAAGCGUGAGCUCAAUUCAAUCAAUGGCACAUUGCGCGUGAGCACUUCUGCCCGAAGCCCUCUCCCUCCCCUGAGUGUGUGUGUGUCAGUGAGUUCUCCAGUCCUGCCUCCAUAGUUUUUUUUCUUUUAUUGGCUACCGCUCUCCCCCCUAACCCUGUGCUUGUUUCUUCAUUCCGGAUUCGGAGAUAUUGAUUUUUGUCUGCAGUAUGUCCAAGAUGGCGGAAUACAGAAGCCUUGCAAUAACAUUAAACUGGUGCUGUUUCACGAAUGACAGCUAUCAGAAUGACAUCUACCGCGGCCAGGUUUUGGGGCUCUAACAUCAAUCUUCUCAGCUGCGCCAUUUGUGACCACAGAUACAAGGACCCAAAGGUUCUACCGUGCCUGCAUUCCUUUUGUGAGCAGUGUCUUAGUAAUGUCAUUCCUUCUGAAUCUCUGUCUGUCACGUGUCCAGUUUGUCGUCAGCAGUCCAUCUUGCCCCUGGACGGGGUGGCAGCACUACAAAAUAACAACUUUCUUUUAAAUCUACUCAAGGUCAUCACAUCACCGGAAGUGUGCACCAGCUGCGGUCAGUUGGCAUCCAUCCCUACUUCCAAGUGUUUGGAUUGUCAAGAAAUUUUAUGCGCUAACUGCAGCAUCAAACAUACCAACAUGGACAACACUAAUAAUAAUAUUGGCGGCUCUGAUCACCAUAGAGACACAACAAACAAAAUGGAGGACGCUCCUCAGGAGAAAAAGGAAGUCCCAGGACAGCAUCAUCUUGUUUUGUUAGCUGAAGCACCAACCUGUAAAUCGAACUCUUUGACCAAUGGCGGUUCUAAAGAAGUGGAGUUAGGGGCCAUAGUCUGCCCCAGCCAUGCAGGGAGUCCUCUCAAGUAUUAUUGUUCACUCUGUGAUACAGCUGUCUGUGAAACAUGCACUCAGGUAGAACAUAUAGGUCACAUGACCGUCAUCUUAUCAGAGGCAGUGACAGAACACAAAACUUCCCUCGCCUCUCUUGUGUCCAGAGUCAGACAGAUGACACCAGAGGUUCAGCAUGCGAUAGAAGAAGUGGACGCUGUACAGGAAGUUUUGUGUCGCAAUAAACUAGCUGCUGAACAUAGGAUAACUGAUUUAUUUAAUGAAAUGACCUCAUUACUAGAGGCUAGGAAAAAAUCUGCCAUAGAGGAAUUGAGCCGAGUGUCAGCCAUAAAGGAGAAAGUGUUAGAGGAACAGAAGAGGUCGCUGAAAAAACAUCUAACCUGCAUUAGUAGCUGCUGUGAUCUAACGGAAGACUCACUGCUUCAUGGGAAUGACACUGAUGUUGUAAUGGUAAAGAAAGAAAUGGCAGGCAAGCUAAAUGACCUUCUAGCCUGCGGAAUUAGCCUACAACCUGAGACCAAUCCACUAAUUGUAUUUGAUGACAAAGACUUUGAAGGAUUAAGGGAGACUAUCACUGGCAUAGGCUGCGUUUGCAACAAUGCUGCUGUUCCACAUCAGACUACAGUGGGCGGGGAGGCUUUCAGCAACUGUAUUGUGGGGAAGGCAUCCACAGUGACAGUCACCACAAGGGACAGAAAUGGUGAUCUGGUUAAAACUGGAUUUGCUCCCAUUACUGCUUCAUUGUCAACAGAUAAAAGUGAAGAGAGGUUAUUUCCUACAAUCACAGAUCAUCAGAAUGGAACCUAUGACCUGACCUUUGUUCUUCAGUCACCUGGAGUGUAUUAUCUUAGUGUUUGUAUGUUUGGCCUACACACUAAAGGAUCACCCUAUAAAAUUCGUGCAGUGGAUAUAGGAGAUGCAAAUGGUAAUGGAACCACAAGAAUUCCUAGAACUAUGGCUGUUAAGCAAAAAGGAGUGAAGCGUCCCUCUAGUUCAAGGUCUCAAGGCUCAAGCAACAGAAGAACCAAUCGUAUUGAAGAUGAUCUUAUUAUCAGAAUUGGUGUUAAAGGCAGAAACAAAGGAGAAUUUUCAAACCCACAAGGUCUGUGCUACCAUGACGAGAGAGUUUUAGUCGCAGAUAGCAACAAUCAAACAGUUCAAAUUUUUCUGCCUUCUGGUGAAUGUUGUCUCAAGUUUGGGACACCAGGUCGAGCCCCUGGAAAAAUGCAGAGACCGACAGGUGUAGCCGUUACGCUCAAUGGAAAUUAUCUUGUUGCUGAUUAUGACAACAAGUGGGUCAGCGUUUUUAACCCUGAAGGAAAAUAUGUCAGUCGUAUUGGCAUCGGUAGACUUCAAGGUCCAAAAGGAGUCGUAGUGGACAAAGAAGGAAGAAUCAUUGUGGUAGACAACAAGUCCAGCUGUGUUUUGAUAUUUCAGUCCAACGGUAAAUUGCUGCACAAAUUUGGGUCAAGGGGAAACCGAGAUGACCAGUUUGCAGGUCCCCACUAUGCGGCUGUCAAUGAAAACAAUGACAUCAUUGUCUCCGACUUUCACAACCAUUGUGUGAAGGUUUUUGAUAGAGAUGGCAACUUUAAGUUCUGUUUUGGCUCUUGUGGAGAGGGCAAUGGACAGUUCAAUGCCCCGACUGGAGUAGCAGUAGAUGAUAAAGGCAAUAUGUUGGUAGCAGACUGGGGCAAUUCUAGGAUACAGGUAUUUGAUUCGACUGGAUCAUUUCUGUCUUACGUCAACACUGCCAGUGAACCACUUUAUGGACCACAAGGACUAGCUGUGGCAUCAUUAGGUGUUUUAGUUGUUGCUGAUUCUGGGAAUCACUGUUUCAAAUAUUACAAAUAUCUGCAAUAGUGAUCUAUGCAUUACUUGUUGAGACCAAGUAAAGAGACUCCUUGCUACUUGCAGAUAUUAAUAAACCUACCAGAUUUAUAAACAAUUCAAUAUAGAUAAAGACUUGCCGUUUUUUUUCUGUUUUCAAGAAGAUUCCAAUUAGUGUACAGUUCAGAAGUGAAUAACUCAAUGGACUUUUCUAUUGAAGGAUUGUUUGAAAAGACUGCAUAUUGCAACAUGUGGUAGUAUCGCUUAAGUUAAAUGGAUCAUUUUCCAUAGACUAAUUCUUGAUUGUGGCUACUUGCUUUGAAACCUUUGUGUUCUUACUUCACUGAUUCUGCUCACAGUAGUUACACAUGCCAAGUUCCAUAAGUGGUAUAUGAUACAACUGUCCUAUACUUCGCAAUUUGUACAGAAGAUGAUCAUAAUGGUACAAGGAAAAUAAUUCUUUGGUUGUUUGUGUAGACUACCUCCUGUUUGUUUGAGUGAAGAGAUUGCCUGCUAUGGAUCUAGUCAAAAGUCACUUCUAUUGUUGCAUAUAUGGAUAAUUAAUUUGUGUCAUCAAAUCUAUGUGGAAAAUAUAUAUUAAUUUAUUAUAAGCUGUACAAGGCUAUGAAUUAUUCUUUUCUUAGGAUUCAGAAUACACAUUUUUUCAGGAUAUGAUGCAAUCAAAUUUCACAGACAGAAUUAAAGCCUGUAAAUUUAGUCACUUUAAAAAUUUCAACUGUAUAAUUCCUGAUUAUUCUUGGCCAAGGUAGGCCUUGGAGUCUUAUUACAUUUGCAAGCAAAUAAUCCUAUUUCACAUUAUUUCACUAUUAUACAUUUUUAUCAUGUAACUGGUUUUGUCAGGCAUUUAAAAAAAAAACAGAACAUCCAUGACAUUAUUUCACAUCUAAUGCCUGAGUUCUUAGUCAAAUUUUGGUAUCGGUUCGAAAGAAAAAAACACAAUUUUAAAAUUACACUGUGACCUAGUAAUGGCGCCUGUUAGUGUGAUUUGCACUCUGAACUGUUAUCUCGUUGAAAGUGGGUUUAAAGCCUGCCAUCCCCUGUCGUCCUGAGGUAGGAUUUUGGUCUAGGAUGUAAUAAUCUUCAAAUCUGAAGGAACACAUGAAGCAUGCAUAAUUUACAAACAUUUCCAUUAUAAAGUAGCUCAUUAAAAUGAAAAUUAGGUUUAACACAUUUGGUAUAUUGACUUUUUCAUAGAUCUUUAAAUAGAACUUAAAUAAGUGGCUAACCAUCUAUAGAUUGGCUUACCAUCUAUAGAUUAAUGACUUCAUAUACUUGUAUCAUAAAAAAUAUUGUGGAAGUGGACUAUUACUUCUUAGUCAUCAAGCAUGCUGGGCCCUUUUUUUUUUUAAAAACAUUUUUUUGUAAAAUGUUUUACAUGUUUCGGAUGUUCCUUCAGAGUUGAAGAUAAUUACUUCCUAGUCCAAACCUCCCGCAGGACGACGGGGGAUGGGAGCGGGCAGGGUUUGAACCCGGGACCAUCGAUAAAUCUGAACGACAGUCCAGCGUGCAAACCGCACGACCAGGCAGCCAUCCAUUUUUUUUGUGAUGAACAGUGUUUUGCUUUUUUUCUUUACCGCAGCACUAUGACUAUAUUAGAUUUGAAGCUCUAAGAUGGCCAGUGUAAUGGCUUCCAAUGGUUUAUUGUAAUUAUGUUUUGUUUGGAGCGACUCAAUGACCAGUGUAAUACAAAGACAUUCCAGUCAAUUAUUUGUAAUGAAAAAAAUUUGUCAUAAGGAGAUGUGAAAUUAAUGAGUGGGAUUAGACUAAUGGGAGCCUAAUCUUGUUAGCCUUGCAGUACCACAAUGUAUUCAUGGGAUUGAAGUGCAGAGCUUUCAUAACUGUGUUAAGCUUGAUGCUAUGUAUGGCAUGAUGCUAGGGACCAACACAUCAACUAGCCUAUUGUUCUCUUGUAUAGUGUUUAUCUAAAGCUUAUUGUCAUCCCAUGCACAGACAUCUAUUCAAGCAGCUUUUAGAGCCAUUUGAUUUUCUUUAUUUUAUUUUUUUCUAUUUCACUUUGAAUGAAUCUCACUAGUAAUUCUAUAAAUAUUGUAUUUAGUGUUAAGCUUGAUACAUUUUGACUUGUCACAUAUAGCUUGGUGAAAGUUUAUCAAGAUGAAAUGAAUGUGUGUUUUAAUUUACUAUGUCUUUCAUGAGAAGCAGGAACUAGCUAGUCCUUUGAUGGCUUCAGAUAUUUACUACUAAUUGAAUGCAUCUAAACCUUGGAAUGCCCGUCUUAAAAAAAAACAACAACUAAUUACUGAAGGGAAAGUUGUUUUUUCAUCUAUUAGGUUAAUUUUAAAAACUACAAAUUUUGUAGUUGGUUUUGGGUUCAUAAUAGUGUGAAUGUUAGUAUUAUUGGGAAUGUGUAGCGAUUUCUGAUUGGUUAAUGGGGAAUAAUUGAAAAGCCAGCAUUAAAAUGGAUCUCUUACUAUAAUUGAAUAGAUUUGACCUUUGACUAGCUUUACGAUUUCUAAGAAUGACCAUUGUUAAAAAAAAACCAGUAUUAACUGAAUAAGGUUUGCUGGGUGUGACAGAUGCUAUCUCAUAGGCUUGAUACAUCUAUUUGUAUAAUUUGUAUUGUGUCAGGAGACAUCAAGUCAGCUAUUUCACCUGCUUCAUUCAGCACCAAAGUGCUUCAAGAAACAGCAUAGUUGAAGUGAGGAGUAAAAUGAAACUAUAAAAUGUGUUGUCAUUAACUAUCAUUCUGUUGCUCAAUGUCUAAUAAAUGUUUUGGUUUUGCAUCAAA
Molecule: messenger RNA, 5747 nt
Organism: Biomphalaria glabrata
Lineage: Eukaryota; Metazoa; Mollusca; Gastropoda; Planorbidae
Product: tripartite motif-containing protein 2-like
Exons: 14
Coding region: 560-3013 (817 amino acids)
Biological process (GO): negative regulation of translation; protein polyubiquitination; proteasome-mediated ubiquitin-dependent protein catabolic process
Molecular function (GO): translation repressor activity; zinc ion binding; protein binding
Source: RefSeq, a predicted model, not a curated record